This is a messenger RNA of Juglans regia (Persian walnut), 591 nucleotides long. RefSeq lists its product as uncharacterized. The coding region runs from base 88 to 579 and encodes 163 amino acids. The record is from RefSeq and is a predicted model, not a curated record. Lineage: Eukaryota; Viridiplantae; Streptophyta; Magnoliopsida; Fagales; Juglandaceae. The transcript is spliced from 2 exons.
UUGAAACUAUUUCUUCGACGUAUAUCAUCGUCUAGUGCUCCAAAAAGAAGACAACCUUCUGGCUAAAACAAAGAACGAAACGUCCCCAUGCUAUCAUCGCCCUCCACCACUCUCAUAUGUUUGGUGUUUGCUCUCCGACACAAACCAACGCCUGGCUUUGACCUUUUGAACAAAACAGGUAGGGCUAAAACAUUUAUUUUGCUCCAAAAUAGUUGUCCAUUGCUCCUGUUGCCACCUUUCACUGCAUGCCAGAGACAUUUCAUAGUUACCGGCAUCGAGCUACACUGCCUAGUUGAAGGACGAUUGGUAGCAAAAGCAGCAAAAUCACAAAUGAGUAAUGAGGUCAAAGUAAAUAUAAGCUCUAGACAUGCACCUUGGUUGAAGCAAACUAACAAUGAAGGGUCUUCAUGCUGGAUUGGAUCUAUGACGAUGACGCACGUUGUAAAGGGUCAUCGGAUGUCAAAGACAAAGAAGGAGAGUGGCCGGACGUUUUCCCUUGGCUUCGGUAUAUCUAUUGUCAUCGGUGAAGAGGACACCUUAGAUGGAGCACAACUUCGAUGGAACGGAGGCCUGGGUUAGGGGUGUUUGGAG